AAAUGAGUUACAAACAGUAUAAACAACGCAUCAAUUCUGGAAUUGUAAAAGUUGCACUAGAACCACCACAUUUUGGAAAAAUGGCUCUCUAUCCAUGGGAGUUUAUUUUAGGACGAUAUAGAGAUAGAAAAAAUCUGUUUUUGAUUACUACAAAACCGCCAUAUCGCUUAUUUAUGGCAGUAGAUCCACAAAAUCCAUUCUUCAAAAAUUGCAUAAACAUAAAUGAUAUCCGUUUUGCCGAUUUACCCAAAUACCCAGUGACUGUUAAAAAUUUGCUUGCAAAUGCAAAUGAUCUAAAGGACAACUUCUGCAUAUUAUCGGGCUUAUCACAUUGUUGGGAAUUAAUUGGUUCUGUUACUAAAGUGGGUACUCCGGCAGAAGUCAACGAAAGUAUCCAAGUGAGUGACGAAACUGACGAAGAAUUAAAACAUAACACCUCCGACGUUAUGAGUGAUACUAUUCGUGACGAUUCCGAAGAUUCUAACGCUACAAGCGUAUCGCUAGGCCAAUAUCGCCAAGAAGAAAAUGUGAACUCAGAUAAAAUAAUUGAGGAUGAUCAUGAUACGUCAUCUGAUGAGUCCUCCAGGUGGUUUGUAAUGACUGUUGAAAAUGAUUUUGAGGAGAUUCAGUUUUACAAUAAAGGAUUCUUUGUCAAAUUGGAAAGCAUAAUCAAGGCAAUUGAUGUAGCACGAGCUUCAAAGAAAACAGUGAGAUUAUCUUCUCCAAAAUGUGCGGAUAACAACACGGGCCCGCAAUUUGGUAUUUAUGCUAUACCAAACGAUAACGAGCCUUGCGUAUUUGUUGGACCUUACGAAAAAGGUGAACCACUUGGUAUAGAGACUGUUAAGAAUAUGUCCGAUAUUCGUAAACAAAAGAGGACCAAAGGUGUAUGGAUUACGACAAAAAAGCUCGAAAACUUUAAUGUUAUUGACAAUCCUUUGUCAUUCAUGCCAAAAAAUGGCUCAGAUACUGAAAUUAUGACGCUCGCUGGAGAUUCUGCGAAUACCGAUGAGGGUACUGCUAGUUUUGUGGCAAUGGCAAAAGGCGAUAAUAAAACUGCUGGCCUAAAUGCAGAAAAACAAAUUUCAAAUGGAACUUGCAACUCAAAAAUCUUAAAACCUAUUAAAAUCUGCAAGACUAACGGUUUCUUUCAACUUGGGCCAGACGGAACUCUAAAACAAAUAUCGCCGCAUCACAUUAAUGAACAGGGCCAAGUUUAUAUUCCAACUUCAAUCCAACCAAAGAUGAUCACCGCACAAGUAUGUACUCCUAACUCUAUUAAACCCAAGGUUAUCCACGCGUCCAUUUUAAAACGGUCUGACUCUACUUACGCUCCUUUAUUAAGCAAAACUCCAUUAUUAAAGGCUAUACCCAAACCUACCAUAUGCCAUGUCAAUAGGAAAAUUAUUACAAUACACAAAAAACCGGUUGCUGAAAUAGCACCUCAAGUCAAACAAUCCAAUAGCCCAAAGAUAUUAGCAGCACCAAGCCCAAAGGACGAGUCUCCUAAAAAAGAAAGAGGAAUGUUUAUUCUCAAACCAGAAGAAAUAAAUAAAAGACUAAUGCAAAGUCAGGCUUCUUCAAAUUUAGAAUAUUUAAAUGCACACCAAUCUGAAUCAGACACUGGAACAGAUGCCGAGUUAGAAAUGGAUAUAGAAAAUUUUCUAGCGACUGCAGAAGAAUGUGAACCUCCAAAUGAUGAUGUUUUAGUUAUAUCUGAUGAUGAAAUUGAUGGGCGUAAAGGCGAAGCACUUUGGAAAGAGGUGUGGAUCGAAUGCAAAUCCAUCGAAGGUUUAGGUUGGAUUCGAGGAAGAAAGAACAAUCAGGGCUCCGUGAGUUUUGAGUUUCCUGGAUUCAACUAUACGGACUUCUACAAGCAAGAGGAAGCAUUCACUAAGCUCACUCAAGUUUUCUCAAGAAAAAUCUACAUUCCAAAAUCAAUACAUUUAGAUUGGCAAAUAGUAGAAGCAGAAAAAGAUCUAUGUGCCAAGCAUAUGCUAACACAGGAGGAAUUAGGUCCUGAUUUCGUAAUGACUAGACGAGGCAUUCGGAACAAACAGGAGUUGUUAGUGAGCAAGAAAGUAAAGAAAGAAAUUGUAGAAGAAAGCGAGGACAGUAAUUCAAAAACUGAGAAUAACGUUAGCGAUGCCAUGGAUGACGACGAAGAGGCAGUGGACAUCGAGAGCCUGGAAGCGCAGAGCCAACAGCUAGAAAAGGAGGGCGAGGAAUUACUGAAGGCGUUUAAAAGCAGCGCCAGCGAUAUCGACCAAGAGCUAGAGUUGGACGGCAUGCGCGAAGAGAUCGCCUCGAGGCUUCAGAGCAUGGUAGCUGACACUUAAGGUCGGUUGCACCAAACCGAUCGCUACCGAAUUCAGCCUUCGCAUUUUUUUUUGUGUGGGAAAUUCCAUAGACUUCUGUAGCGUGUGUGUCUGCUAAAUGUGUUUGUCAACGCAACUGGCUCUUAAGUAGUGAUACACCUUUUUACAUCAGACAAGACUAACGCGAGCAAUCGCCGCUAGAGGCGCUAGUGUACGAGUAGAUGGUGGUCCCAAAUGUCAAAUGUCACUGCUUGUGUAUGGAUUAUGUCAGUUUUAUGUGAUAUUUCAAUUAUUAAAAAUAUCUUGAAACUGAUAACUUUUACCUGUCCGUAAAACAAUCACUAAUAGCUGUCAUUUGGACCAUCUACUGUGGCGUCAAAGCUGGUUAACACAAAAACGGUAUUAAAUACAUUGUUUUAUGCGGUAAACGUAACGGUAAGAGUGUUUUCUAUCAUUCCGUUGAUCGUAUAUGUUUAAGGUUGCGUUUAUCGCACAAGAACUACAACCUACAACCGAUGUUUCUCGGAAUUUGACAGAUGACAGCCCUCUAAGCCUGAGAAAAGAGGAUAGAGUAUUAUAGACAGUUACUGUCAAAGUAAAAUGUGUAAUCACAGUGCAUAGA
Molecule: messenger RNA, 2940 nt
Organism: Leguminivora glycinivorella
Lineage: Eukaryota; Metazoa; Arthropoda; Insecta; Lepidoptera; Tortricidae
Exons: 4
Coding region: 3-2339 (778 amino acids)
Source: RefSeq, a predicted model, not a curated record